ACUGGCCUCCAUAACUAUAUGAGCCACACUACAACUCAAUAUCGAUAUGGUUAUCGUUGAAGAACGGUUUGUAUACGCAACGGAAACGCACUUAACGGUUAUGAAAACCUCUCUCUUCUACCCUGGAGACGGCUUCGCGGCUUACGAUAGCAACGGCCAGCUCGUUUUCCGUGUGGACACAUACGGUCCAGACACCCGUGAGCUCGUACUCAUGGAUCAAUACGGCGUCUGUCUCCUCACCCUGCGCCGCAAAUGGCCGAGUUUACAUAACCGGUGGGAAGGUUAUUUAGGCGAGAGGAGAGACAAUGAGAAUCAGAAGGCGAUAUUCAGCGCGAGGAGAUCGUCACUUAUCGGGCGAUCGAGUGUGACGGUGGAGUUGUUUGCCGAUCAGACGGAGGUGUACCGAAUCGAAGGGCAAUUCGGUCUCCGAAACUGCCGGAUAUAUGAUUCGGCUAAGGAAACAAAGGCGGAGAUUAGAAGAAAAGUGGAUGUUUCAACAAAUGUGAUGCUUGGGAAGGAUGUUUUUUUGGUUACGUUGAAACCGGGAUUCGAUGGUGCGUUUGCAAUGGGUUUAGUUUUGGUUUUAGAUCAGAUCAACGGUGGUGAUGGUGUUGUUGAUCUGGACCCUAAUACAGAUGAUUGUAAUUCGUCGUCUUGAGUUAAUGUCAUUGAUUAUUAUCAUAUUGAAAAUAUUAUUUUUUGAA
Molecule: messenger RNA, 704 nt
Organism: Helianthus annuus (common sunflower)
Lineage: Eukaryota; Viridiplantae; Streptophyta; Magnoliopsida; Asterales; Asteraceae
Product: protein LURP-one-related 12
Exons: 2
Coding region: 47-658 (203 amino acids)
Source: RefSeq, a predicted model, not a curated record